AUGACUUACGCUCUUUCCGAGUCCCACCGGGACCAAAUGCACAACUCCCUCGUGUCUAGCGACCCGGAGAUUGCCUCCAUCAUGGAGAAGGAAAUCCAGCGUCAGCGUGAGUCAAUCGUCCUGAUUGCCUCCGAGAACUUCACUUCUCGUGCUGUCUUCGAUGCCCUUGGUUCGCCCAUGUGCAACAAGUACUCCGAGGGUUACCCCGGUGCUCGUUACUACGGUGGCAACCAGCACAUCGACGCCAUUGAGAUCACCUGCCAGCAGCGUGCUCUCAAGGCAUUCAACCUCGACCCCGCCAAGUGGGGCGUCAACGUCCAGUGCCUUUCUGGUAGCCCCGCCAACCUCCAGGUCUACCAGGCUCUCAUGCGUCCCCACGACCGCUUGAUGGGCUUGGAUCUCCCCCACGGUGGUCACUUGAGCCACGGCUACCAGACCCCCUCCAGGAAGAUCUCUGCCGUUUCCACCUACUUCGAGACCUUCCCUUACCGUGUCAACCUUGAGACCGGUAUCAUCGACUACGACACUCUUGAGCGUAACGCCGAGAUGUACCGCCCCAAGUGUCUGGUCGCCGGUACCUCCGCCUACUGCCGUCUGAUUGACUACAAGCGCAUGCGCGAGAUUGCCGAUAAGGUUGGCGCCUACCUCAUCGUCGACAUGGCUCACAUUUCUGGUCUGAUCGCCGCUGGUGUCAUUCCCUCUCCCUUCGAGUACGCCGAUGUUGUGACCACCACCACUCACAAGUCUCUCCGUGGCCCCCGUGGUGCCAUGAUCUUCUUCCGCAAGGGUGUCCGCAGCACCGAUAAGACCGGCAAGGAUGUUCUCUACGACCUCGAGAACCCUAUCAACUUCUCCGUCUUCCCUGGCCACCAGGGUGGUCCCCACAACCACACCAUCACUGCUCUGGCUGUUGCCCUCAAGCAGGUUGACACCCCUGAGUUCAAGCAGUACCAGGAGCAGGUCAUCAAGAACGCCAAGGCUCUCGAGGAGGAGUUCAAGGUUCUCGGUCACAAGCUCGUCUCCGACGGCACUGACAGCCACAUGGUCCUCGUUGACCUCCGCGCCAACAGCCUCGACGGUGCUCGUGUUGAGGCCGUUCUGGAGCAGAUCAACAUUGCCUGCAACAAGAACUCCAUCCCCGGUGACAAGUCGGCCCUCACUCCUUGCGGUGUCCGCAUUGGUGCCCCCGCCAUGUCUUCCCGUGGUAUGGGCGAGGAGGACUUCAAGCGCAUUGCCCGCUACAUUGACCAGUCCAUUUCCCUCUGCAAGAAGAUCCAGAGUGAGCUUCCCAAGGAGGCCAACAAGCUCAAGGACUUCAAGGCCAAGGUCGCCAGUGACAGCGUUCCUGAGAUCCUUGCUCUCCGCAAGGAGAUUGCUCAGUGGGCCAGCACCUUCCCUCUCCCCGUUUAA
This is a messenger RNA of Penicillium expansum, 1410 nucleotides long. RefSeq names its product glycine hydroxymethyltransferase SHM2. NCBI's taxonomy places the organism in Eukaryota, Fungi, Ascomycota, Eurotiomycetes, Eurotiales, Aspergillaceae. The record is from RefSeq and is a predicted model, not a curated record. Gene Ontology annotation, biological process: L-serine catabolic process; folic acid metabolic process; tetrahydrofolate interconversion. Gene Ontology annotation, cellular component: cytoplasm. Gene Ontology annotation, molecular function: glycine hydroxymethyltransferase activity; pyridoxal phosphate binding; zinc ion binding. The transcript has 3 exons. The coding region runs from base 1 to 1410 and encodes 469 amino acids.